Messenger RNA from Aspergillus calidoustus, 2326 nucleotides. NCBI's taxonomy places the organism in Eukaryota, Fungi, Ascomycota, Eurotiomycetes, Eurotiales, Aspergillaceae. The record is from the annotation of a GenBank genome assembly.
AUGCCGAUCGAAAGUCAUGGUGGCGCCAUUGAGAUGUUCCGCUAUAAAUUUGGGUGCUGUGGUGUUCCCAGCCGGGAGUCCUUGAAAACGGCAGAGAGCCCGCGAAACAUGUCCCCUUCCAAAGUUGUUACUGAGACAUUUCAUGAUGAUAUCCCGAUUUUAAUCGUCGGGGGCGGACCAUCAGGUCUUUUACUCGCGCACAUGCUAUCUCGUCUUAAUGUGCAAACACUUAUCGUCGAGAGAUACGCGACACGUCUCGCUGCGCCUAAAGCUCACGCAUUAUCACCCCGCUCUCUAGAAUUAAGUCGCCAAUUCGGACUAGACGUCAACGAGGUCCGCCGGCUUGGGACUUCACGCGAGGAUGCGUACUGGGUCAAUUUCAUCACCAACCUCAGUGGAAAGCAGGUCGGGCGGUUACCGUACGAGCGGAUGGACCCAGAAGUCAUUGAUGCAACUCCCACUAUGAUUCAUAAUAUCCCGCAGCCCGAUUUUGAGGAACUGGUCGCUCAGAAUCUCAAAGAGAGUCCGCUCAACGAGAUUCGAAAGCAUCACUCCUUUGUUCGAUUAGAGGAGCAUGACGACUACGUCUUAACGACCGUGGAAGAUCGGAGUUCUGGCCGCGAGUAUGUCGUCAGGUCUAAACACGUUGUUGCCUGCGAUGGGGCCAAGAGUGCUGUUAGGCGAUUCCUCGAGGUCGAGAGCGAAGGAGAGGAUUCUUACGAAACCAUGAUGACAAUCCAUUUCAAUGCAGACUUGCGCCCGGUUGUAGGAGAUCGCGUUGGAAUGCUGCACUGGGUCAUGGAUCCCGAGACCUCAGGGUUCAUCAUCGGAUAUGAUCUCUCCGCGAACCAAGUUCUGAUUUGCAACUUUGACCCAGAAAAGCACCCCCUCGAGUCGUGGAAUGAAAGUCUCUGCCGAAAGACUUUGAACGCAGCGAUCGGCCAGCACGUCAAGUACGACGUCCUCUCCUACCGGCCCUGGGUGCUGAGUCGGAAAGUCGCAAACCAAUAUAGAAUAGGACGUGUUUUCCUAGCCGGAGACGCCGCUCACUCCUUUCCUCCGACUGGUGGACUCGGGUUGAACUCUGGCCUGGGCGACGUCCACAACCUGGCCUACAAGCUGGCUGCAGUACAUCAAGGCUGGGCGCGUGAUGGCGUCCUUGACACAUACCACGCGGACAGGCGCCACGUCGCACUUGUCAACUCUCAGCAGAGUGUCAAGAAUGGCCAGAAAAUAUUUGGACUGCUCAAAGCUUUGGGAACGACGGAUAAAGACGUCCAGGUGGCGCGUGAGAACCUUCAUCGGAACCUCAAGGACCCUGACGCUGUGGUUGAAAUCAACCGCGGGAUUGAGGAACAGCGUGAACAUUUUGACAACCUUCAACUGCACAUUGGAUACGUUUAUGGGGAUACCCGGAUACCGGAGAGCGCGUCUCUUUACAAUCCGCUCUGCGUCCCAGGUGCGCGCCUUCCGCAUGCAUGGAUUCGCUUACUCGAACCCUCCGAUCUGGGCGUUGAGCUACCGGCAAUUGAUUCAUCCUACGUGUCAGAGCUGGCAGUAGAUGAAGUUGAGCGCAAAAGGUACUCUACGCUGGACCUUUGCCCGGUUGACACGUUCAUCCUCGUCGUCCAUACUGCUACCGCAGACCAGUGGCGAACAUAUGUCCUCGAGGCUCUCCGCACUUUGCCUCCAGACAUUAGAUCUACGCCUAAAGUCAAAACUGUGGUCAUGGGAAAGCACUUCGAGCUUGAGCCGUCUGAGCAUAGUACGGCCUGGAUCAACCUUAUGGGCCUCAACAGAGGACAGGCCACAUUAGUCCGACCCGAUCAGCAUAUUCUGGCGUGCUUCGAUACAGCCAACGUACAGUCUUCUGAUCUUCGCAAAGCUCUUGGCGAUCACCUGGGGUGGUAGGCGGCUAUGGAGUCCAACUUAUAGAUAAAUACCGGGCCGCUGCUCAAGGGCCCUGAGAUGAAUACAUUACAUCUAAAACUGGAUUUGGCUCUAGAGUCAAGUUCGACCCUUUUACCUGAGGCAGAAAACAAGUAUCACCCAGAAGACUGACAGUCUUAGACGGAGCACAGUGAUAUCUCCACAACGGCGUGGGAAUCGGAUACAUCUGUCCUAGGCCAGAUGGAGAUAUCUACCCCACAGAACGAGCACAGCCAUUACUUCGGAUUGAAGAUAAGUCCGGAUUCCCCACCACUCCACAGAAUGCAGCUCGUCUUUGCGGGGAUGGGUUAGCGUCAUCGGCGGAGGUGGGACAAAGUGGCGAUAAGAGCAAGGGAGAGCUGACCCCCUGGAUCCAAAUUCCCUGUGUAAAGCGGUG